CUCACCCUCCUUGGACGAUAGUUCCGCGCCCUCCAGAGAAUAGAAGACGAUGUCCAACGCCGGCGAAGAGCUCAGAAGCGAAAUCAACGAUGAACGUCACCCAAUCCGACGCCGGCAAAGAUAACCCAGUCUUUCAUAUACCCAUUUCACCCUUUUCCCCAAUUUCAGUCGUCUCCCACCCAUGACAGUGCUCCUUGAAACCCAAAACUGAAUUAGGCUGAGCUCAAAAACCAGAAGCAACGUUGCAAAAACGAAUCCCACUCUCUAAGGACAGUAUACAUCACCCUAAGUGAUGCAGGAAACAAUGGGCCUAAGGCCAGCCCCUGAUAUUGAGCCUUGGCUCAGCUGCCACAUUUAGGUAAAACUAAAUUAGUGCACUAGAACAGAGGAGGGCAAGUGGACCUUACAUCUUAGUUUUAGUAGAUAUGUGAGGUUUGUCAAUCCCAAAGUCAUCCUCCACCAAGCCAACGCAACAUCUAUUGCCAAGAAUUACGAAUGUCAGAAACAAGUAACUAUUUCUCCAGUUCUGAUGGCCAUUUUUGUGACUUGGAGAACUGCAGAAUUAGGACGUCCCUGAAACUUCAUUCAUUUGGUAGGAGGUUUUAUAGUUGUCGCUAUUGGUCACCAGAUGAUGACCGUGCAUGCAAGUUCUUUAAGUGGUUAGAUACCAGCAUUUGUUGUACGCGUGGUGCAGCAGUAGCACCUAUAGUUAUUGCCAAAUUCAACCGAUUGGAGCAUGCGGUGGAAGUUGCCAAUGAAGAGUCGAAGCAAGCACAUGCCUUGACAGCUGCAGCAUUGGAAAGGGAGCGAGUUGCAAAACGAAAGUUUGAAAGAGCCAAGGUUGCACGCAUGAUUUCUGAAGAUAAAGCAAAGAAGUUGACAAUAGCUUUAGUAGUCUUGGGGGUCAUGUUUCUAGUAUUGCUUAUUUUGUCUACUAGGUUUGGGGAAGUCAAAAUCAGGCAGAUGUGUCUACCAUAAUGGGAUGUAUAUGUACGUAAUAACUGCAAGUUGUAUUAUUACAUUUGUUUUGUAUGUUAAUUGUACUAUUGCAAGUCAGUUUAUGAUAUGUAUGUAGUUGUACUUUUUAAAACAAUGUGGAGACGUUUGAUGGAGAUAAUGUUAUUGCUAAAUUUAAAGAAGAUUGUAAAUUU
Quercus robur (English oak) is the source of this 1151-nucleotide messenger RNA. RefSeq lists its product as uncharacterized. Bases 496 to 978 code for a protein of 160 amino acids. NCBI's taxonomy places the organism in Eukaryota, Viridiplantae, Streptophyta, Magnoliopsida, Fagales, Fagaceae. The record is from RefSeq and is a predicted model, not a curated record. Gene Ontology annotation, molecular function: zinc ion binding. The transcript is spliced from 3 exons.